Messenger RNA from Pyricularia grisea, 1218 nucleotides. RefSeq lists its product as uncharacterized. The record is from RefSeq and is a predicted model, not a curated record. Gene Ontology annotation, biological process: proteolysis. NCBI's taxonomy places the organism in Eukaryota, Fungi, Ascomycota, Sordariomycetes, Magnaporthales, Pyriculariaceae. The transcript has a single exon. The coding region runs from base 1 to 1218 and encodes 405 amino acids. Gene Ontology annotation, molecular function: aspartic-type endopeptidase activity.
AUGCCUUCCUUCGCUCAGACCCUGACCUGGGCCGUGGCCGCCGCCGCUCUGGCCGUCGCCACCCCCGUCGACACCAAGGUCGGCACCCUCACCCUGAACCAGGCGCGCAACCCCAACUUUGUCACAAAGUCGGGUGUUCACGCCAUGGCCAAGGUCUUCCGCAAGUAUGGAAAGCCGCUUCCUGAGAACCUCGCGGCUGCUCUGGCCAACACGACCGUCACCCGCCGUGACGGUAGUGUCACUACCACUCCCGAGUCGGACGACACCGAGUACCUCACUCCCGUUCAGAUCGGUACCCCUGCCGUCACCCUGAACCUCGACUUCGACACUGGCUCUUCGGACCUGUGGGUCUUCAGCUCUGAUCUGUCGGCCAGUCUUCGGUCCGGUCACUCUUACUACACUCCCAGCAAGAGCAGCACCUCCUCCAAGCUUUCAGGUCAGACCUGGAGCAUCCAGUACGGCGACGGCAGCGGUGCCUCUGGUAACGUCUACAGCGACGUUGUCAGCAUCGGUGGCGUCAAGUUCGCCACCCAGGCUGUCGAGACCGCCUCCAAGAUCUCGACCCAGUUCACCCAGGACACCAACAACGACGGUCUGGUCGGUCUUGCCUUCAGCUCCAUCAACACUGUUUCGCCGAAACAGCAGAAGACCUUCUUCGACAACGUCAAGAACAGUCUCACCAAGCCCAUCAUCGGUGUUGACCUGAAAGCCGGCGCCCCUGGCUCGUACGACUUUGGCUUUGCCAACUCGAACAGCUACACUGGCUCCAUCGCCUACGUUUCCGUCGACAACUCGCAGGGCUUCUGGUCCUUCACCGCCAACGGAUACUCUGUCGGCAGCAAGUCGAGCAGCACCAAGCUGACCGGUAUUGCUGACACCGGCACCACUCUCCUCCUCCUUCCCACCUCUGUCGUCAAGGCCUACUACAGCCAGGUCUCCGGCGCCAGCAACUCGGCCAGCGAGGGUGGUUACAUCUUCAAGUGCAGCACCACCCUCCCCGAUUUCUCCUUCAACGUUGGCAGCAACACCAUCACCAUCCCCGGCAGCCUUAUGAACUACGCACCCAUUUCGGACGGCUCCUCCACCUGCUUCGGCGGUCUUCAGGCCGACACCGACAUUGGUCUGUCCAUCUUUGGUGACAUUGCCCUCAAGGCUGCUUACGUUGUCUUUGACAACUCUGCCACGCCCCGCCUGGGCUGGGCCAACAAGAACUUGUAA